AUGAGACCAUCCCAGUGUGGACUGUUAGCAGAUCUGUCCUUGGAACGUCAUGAUAGUUUAGACACAGCAUCUCUCUGCCAAGAAGAUGCGGACAGACGACUAUUCUUCAACGUCACAACUCCUUCAAGCAUCUUCAUUUGCGGCUCGCAGGGUUCAGGAAAGAGCCAUACGUUAUCUUGUUUGCUGGAGAACUGUUUGGCAGACUCGGAUGCGGCAAUACUACCAAGGCCUCUUUCAGCAUUAUUGUUUCAUUACGACACCUUCAUAUCUGAUGAUGGCGGAUCACCUUGCGAGGCAGCAUACCUAGCGUCGUUAUCUGGAGUUCAGGUGAGGGUUGUGUGUGCUCCAACCAACAUACGCACGAUCCAGAAAACGUAUCGGCACCUGAGUGUCAAUGUAGAACCACUCCAAAUCGAUAGCUGUGAUCUCAACACAAAACGCAUCUUAGAUCUUAUGGCCGUCAAACCAGAGGAAGGGAGUAUUCCUCUCUAUGUCCACACAGUCAGUCGCAUACUGAGAGAAAUGCGUAUGUCUCAACAAGCGACUGGCGCAUCAUUCGACUAUCAGACAUUCAAAACAGCGAUUUUGGCGGCGGACCUUUCACCAGCUCAACUUGCACCUCUUAACCAGCGCCUCGCGAUGCUUGAGAGCUUCAUGCCACCUGUGGGAGACAUGAGAAAGGGGGGAAAUCAGAAAAGCCACAAAGGUACAAUGUGGACAAAUCAGCCUGGCUUACUGACAAUAGUCGAUCUCUCCUGCCCUUGUGUUUCGCCAGAGACUGCUUGCUCGUUGUUCAACAUCUGCUUAAGUUUGUUUCUUGAACAGGAAAUAGUCUGCGGUCGUGUUGUUGCUCUUGAUGAGGCUCACAAGUACAUGACCAGCUCUCCAGAAUCCUCGGUACUCACAAAUUCACUCUUAUCAACCGUGAGGCUUCAAAGACAUCUUGGAGUACGGAUAUUUGUAUCUACUCAAGAGCCGACGAUAGCACCAGCCUUUUUGGACCUUUGUACCGUGACUAUCAUACAUCGGUUUUCCUCGCCUGCUUGGCUGCAUGCCCUCGAUGCUCACAUUGCACUCAUGCAACGACACGAAUCUGAUUGGACCGCUCAGCGCGACAACCAUUCCAGUAGUCGGAAAGAAAACGCGAGAGAAAUCUUCAAAAAGAUCAUCCAGCUCAAACCUGGAGAAGCACUCGUGUUUGCGCCUAGCGCGAUGACGGCCAUAGGUAAUCUGGAUGGUUCCUCCGUGGAUGGCUCGACGAAAUUUUACAUACAGGUUAGGAUCAGAUCGAGGCUAUCAGAUGACGGCGGAAGUAGCGUACUUGCCGGUUAA
Molecule: messenger RNA, 1332 nt
Organism: Bipolaris victoriae FI3
Lineage: Eukaryota; Fungi; Ascomycota; Dothideomycetes; Pleosporales; Pleosporaceae
Exons: 4
Coding region: 1-1332 (443 amino acids)
Source: RefSeq, a predicted model, not a curated record